GAAAAACUUAACCGUAAAAAAAAGUAAAUAUUGUGAUGCAGUGAAAAUAAUUGAAUUAGACUAUUAAAAUGGCAAGUUUGGACAGCUUAGACAUGGAAGAGGACAUGACAGCAUCAGAAAACACCGAAAUUCUAUCAAAUUCAAUCGAUUUUGAGAAGGAGAAUGCAGAUAAAUUAUUGGAAGAAAAAUACAGUUUGAAGGAAAAUGUUAUUGAAUUAAAGAGAAAUUCUAUUGGACUCAAAACCUUAAGUGAGAUGAAUGGAAAGGAUAAUCUUAUAAUUGACUUGGAAAGUGGAACAAUUAAGCCCAAAAAACUUACUGGUCCUGAAAUGUUGUUUCAGAAUUAUCUUAAAACACAGGCCAAACCAAAGCACAAAGAUACAGUGUGCAUGAAUAUUUUAAGUAUUGAGAACGGAAAGCUUGAAAAUCAAAAAGUGGAAGUAAGACUUGAUAAGGAAGUUGAGUUCGAUCAUUCACGACCAGGAACAUCACGUGAAAAGUUGAAAGAAAAUCUACGUAAUCAAAUUUUACAGCAACGACUAGAAAAGCUUAAAAAAAGAUUUGUGAAGUCUGAAACAGCGGAAUUAGAACCAGAAGAUAAAGAGCAUUUUCCACACAAAAAGGAAGACAUUGAUGAAGAUUAUAAUCCAGAAAAUGACAAUAGUGGCGAUGAAUCAGCACAAGAAACUACUAGUGACGAAGAAGAGGAUGCAGUCACGCAAAACAAGUCUAAAAAGAAAAGUGAUGGCUCUAAAUUCUUGGACGAAGAGGCAGUUGAUGAGGACGAAAAUGAAGAAGAAUCAAGUGAGUCUGAAAGCGAGUCAAGUGACGACGAUGAGGCUGAAAUUGAUCAGCCUAAUACAGCACAAAAGAAAAGUCGUAUUUUAAAGGCUUUCGAGGAUUCAGACGACGAGGAAUCUAAAGUUAAUACAAAGGCACAAACAGAUGAAGUAGAUAAUGUGCAGCUACAAGCUCAAUCGAAUGAUCAAAAUGAAAAGGAAUUUUCACAAAACCUUCAAGUUUCAGAGGAUUUGUUUAAUUCACAAGCUACUGAUUUUACGUUUAACGAGCCAAGCGUUUCGGAAGAGAUUGAUGGAAAUAAUAUUAAUGCACUAUUUGAUCCACCAUCACAAGCAAUUGAAAAUGAUGACGAUUUAAUGGGUUUAUGUUCUGGUCAGUUUGUAUCUACACCUUCAGAAAUUAUCCUGACAAACAACGACUUUAAAUUCUCACAAAACAUCACAGCAGCUGAAUCGCAGGAUGAUUUCUCAGAUUUUAUUACACAAGUUCCUGACAAAGCAAUACAAGACAAUGAUUCUUUUGUAAUGGAUGUGUCAGAUCGCAUUGAGAAUCAACCAGGGCUUCAAAAUCCAACAGAAAAUGAUUCAAAUGUAACUGAAAUGAAUUCCGAAGUUAAUCAUGAAAGCAAUAAAGUCCAUCCAAUUAAGAAAUUGAAUAAAUUAUUGGAAUCAACGGAUGAAGAAACAGAAGAAAAUGCUGUAAAUCGAAAAAAGAAACUUACAAAAAGAAAGAAUAAAAAGAAUAAAGUUAAGAAAUUAGGUUUUUCGGACGAUGAAGAUGAAAGUGAUCAAAAUGCAGUUGACGCUGAUUUAUUAGACGAAGAAUCAUUGAUUGAUAUGCCUGAAAGUGAGCUAGAUGAACCUGAAACGUAUGUUGAUUAUGAUUCUGAGGAAAAUGAAGUACAAGUAAAAUUGACAAAAAAGGAACGACUAAAGGCAGCAAAAGAUUAUUUCGAGAAGGAAGCAGAACUUUCUGAAGAAGAAUGGCAAAGUGCCGAUGAAGACGAAAAAGGCUUAGAUAAUUAUGAAAUGGAUUUAGCUGACGAAGAACAAUUUGAUCAAAACAAAUUACGCGAAGAAGUCGGUCGUAUUCAUGCUAGAAAAAUGAUGGACGAAGAUGCAAAAGAUCUUAAGAAAAUAGAAAACCUUUUAUUUGAAAACGAGGAAGAUGAUGGAAUUGGCCGUGAAAGAAAAUUCCGAUGGAAAAAUCAGGCAGAAGGUUUUACAAUGGUAGACGAAAAUGCUCGCGAUGCCGACGAUAUUGAAGGUGAACAAGAAGAAGAAAAUGAGAUAUUGUGGCGUAAAAUGAGACACGAACGAGAAAUGUUAAUAAACGAGCAGUCACAGAAAAUGGCAGACAGUGAAACUAUGAGUACCGAUAUCUUACUUUUGGAUCAAAGUAGUCAGACAGUAACAACUGCAAAUACAUCAACUUUAGUUAAAAGAAAAUUUAAAAUCAUCAAAACAAAUUCACCGUCAAUUGGAUUGAAUUUAAGCUCAGAAAAUAGCAAGUCAGAAUCAUCAUUUUUAAUUAAAGCUGUAAGUACGAAGAAAUUCACACAUUCGUCAUUCCUGUCGAGAGAUGAGCACACAUUAACCAAAAUUGCUAGUUUUAUAACAACUAAAGAUGACGAAGUAACAAAUUUAAGCUCGCAUGGUGGAAAUUCCAUGAGUUUUGCACCAAUUGAAAAGAAAGAAGAACCUAGUAAAAAGCGAAAAUCUGAAGUAACUGUCAACAGAGAAAAUACAAGCGGAAAGAAAAGAAAAGUUGAGAAUCAGCGGUUCUUAUUAGACCAAUUGAAGUAAUCGGCAAGAAUUAUUAUUAAAAUUUUUGUAAUUUAAGCAAUAAGAUUAUAUAGCGUAAGCAAUAAAUUAAAUAUUUC
Messenger RNA from Chironomus riparius, 2683 nucleotides. NCBI's taxonomy places the organism in Eukaryota, Metazoa, Arthropoda, Insecta, Diptera, Chironomidae. The record is from the annotation of a GenBank genome assembly.